AGUUCACCCAUACUAUUCCAGCAGUUUAUGGACCGGGUUUCUGGGUUAAUGUGUAUCUCGCGUAACGUGAAGGAACUGAGAUCGUUCUUCGGUUCGGUUACGUAUUUGAAGAAACAUAUUCCCGGGUUUGCGGGCAAGGUCGGCGGUAUGACAAACUUGCUGCAGAAGAAUGUGGAGAUCGUGUGGAACGAAGAAGGUGAGCAGGAGUUUGAAGGACUGAAAAGGGCAGUGGCUGAAUGUGCACUACUCGCCGCUCCGAAGGGCACCGGGGAGUGUUCCGAUCGAAUUCGGAAGCAAUAA
This is a messenger RNA of Gregarina niphandrodes, 300 nucleotides long. RefSeq lists its product as hypothetical. The record is from RefSeq and is a predicted model, not a curated record. The annotation marks the transcript as partial. The transcript has a single exon. Lineage: Eukaryota; Apicomplexa; Conoidasida; Eugregarinorida; Gregarinidae.